Molecule: messenger RNA, 4910 nt
Organism: Branchiostoma belcheri (Belcher's lancelet)
Lineage: Eukaryota; Metazoa; Chordata; Leptocardii; Amphioxiformes; Branchiostomatidae
Product: peroxisome biogenesis factor 1-like
Exons: 15
Coding region: 205-4077 (1290 amino acids)
Biological process (GO): protein import into peroxisome matrix
Cellular component (GO): peroxisome; cytosol; peroxisomal membrane
Molecular function (GO): ATP hydrolysis activity; ATP binding
Source: RefSeq, a predicted model, not a curated record
GCUACUUGGAGCGACUGUUUCGAUGCAAGUCUACAACUUAGUACAAGAGUGAAAGUAGAGUAGAAAACAAGACGUUCAACUCACCAAGAAUCAAGAAAUCUUCAAGAUACGUCGGUAGAAGCUGGCCAGGAACUAGUUUUGGAAGCUAAAUCUUAAACCAAAAUGGUUAUGAUCUGAAUCAGAACCAAGAGAAGCGUGGAAACGAUGCAGAGUCCAAGGGUCGCUGUGCUGAACUUCAGCACGGUCAAAACGUGUUUCAUCAGUGUACCCAGUGCGUGGGUAAAGGAGUUCAAACUAUCUCAGUUGGAUCAGACUAGUGCAGUGUUUGAAGUGACAGGAGAUGGGGGACAGAAGGUGUAUGUUACCUGGUCAGGUGAGACUGUCAGGGACAGGACCAGGACGUCUCUCACUCAGGAGGAUGGGGUGGAACUCAGCGGCAUGUACGGGCAGAGACUGGGGCUCAAGCACAGCCAGGAAGUGUUGGUAAGGUUGCUAUCCAGUGUCCCCACCUGUACACGUCUGCAUGUGGAACCAGUCACUGUGGACGACUGGGAAAUUCUGGAACUCCAUGCCAGCUACAUUGAAUCACACCUGCUGGAUCAGGUGCGGGUGGUUUGGACAGGACAGGUGCUACCUGUGUGGGUUCAGGGGAACACCUGCAUUUUUGUGAAAAUUGGUUUGGUGGAGCCCAGUGCAUCUUGUGUCUGUCUCGGCCAGCUGACAGAACUUGUGGUGGCUCCUAGGACCAGACACGGUCCAAAAUCCUCGCAAACAAGUCAAAACGCCUUCAACAAUACCCAACAGAAGAUGACCAAAGACAUGCUUAACACACCGUCUUUAGAAGAUAAUAUUUCUGACAAGACUGAUUGUCUUCCAACAAAAACUACAUCACAUGAUAGGGAUCAAGCAAAUAUGGAAGAUGAUUCAACGAAAUCAUACCUUGGCGCAUUUUGGUCAUAUCUUCUAUCACUUGUUGGUAGAAAGAGCACGGAAAAUGUUGAGAAUGCCGGUAGAACUGGUUCCAAAAGACCAGAUCGGCACGUGGUCUUUGAUUUCGAUUUUACGACCAGAGUGCAAGCAUAUCCUAACAGGUAUGUGCAAGAAGCUGUGCAAAACAGGGAUACAGAAACGGAUGAAUCAAAUGUAGCCGGAUUAGGUAGAAAUGCUGGAAAAGGAAAGAAUGAAAGUUCGUGUAGCCAGUACAUGUUACCCGCACUUCUCCAGCCAACAACAGUCGUCAUCCCAAAAGGUCUGUCGGUAAAUCCUUCCGACUGGAAGAAAGAAGAUGUCACAACGUUUCUUGCAGUUAUGACCAAGAUACAGUCCCCUCUAGAGCAACAAGAAGAGGCUAAGAAGAACUUACUCCAACAGGGAGCAGAAAGAUUCACCUACGGGCAAAAUCCUCCCAAAGGAAAGGAUUCUAAGAAAGAAGUAGAGAAGCCGAAGAAGGGUAUAUCAAACGCAAAUUCUUGUGUUGUACGUAUAGUUACCUCAACUUGCCAUGUUAGAACUAUGGGCAAAAGUUCGGAAGGGGGUAUUGUUGGAAAGGUCGGUUUGCAGAAUGGAGUGGAGUCACAGGUGACAGAGUUGGUCAGGAGGCAGACUGGAGUGGGGGUGACGUCGAAGGCUAGAAUGUCUCCCGUGAGGCAUGAACCACUGGCUGUUCGAGGAAUCAUCCUUCACCCCCUCCACACACUGCCUUCAAGCAUAACAAAAGAGAUGUUGGAGACAGCGUUCCACCAUUGGCUGUCCUGUGUGAGUGAUGUGAACACACCUCUGCCUGUCACACAGGGCACACUCAUCAGGCUAGCCUUGUUCCAAGAUUUGAUGGCUGACUGUCUCCUUGUGCUGUCCCCACACCCCACCAAGCCCGCCCCCUCCCCAGUCUACACCCUCCUACACCCCGGCAUGAUUGGUACGGUCCGUCUGGAGGUCGGAGGUCAGAUGACGGAGACAAACAAACCCAGCUGGCUGGACAGGCUUCCGUACGACAGCGAGCACCAAGUGGAUGGGAAGGUUCAUGUCGUCAGACUUCGAGAUCUUGGGGGAGUUUCAGAAAGUGCAAAGCAAGCCAUGGAUCAUCUCACCACAACCAUGGCAGAGUGCCCCCUAGUGUCUCUGCUGAGUACUGCAACCCGAGGCCUGGCCAACGGUGGCUUGUUGCUCUGUGGUGCUAGGGGGAGUGGUAAGACAGUCCUUGCUCAGGCCCUCUGCAGGGAGCUUGCAGAACCACCCCACAGUGCUUACGUUUGCAUUAUCAACUGCAAGAGUCUGAAAGGGAAAAGAGUGGACAACAUCAGGAAGAAAUUAGAAGAGGCAGUCAGCAAAGCAACAUGGCAUCAGCCAUCUGUCCUCCUAUUGGAUGAUCUAGAUCACGUGACCAGCAAUGCGACCAAUCCCGAGCAGGAGAUGAGCGGAGAGGCCAUGUACAGCAACCACCUGGCGCAGGUGGUCCGAGACAUCGUGGAAAGGGAAAUCCGCGCGGGGACCCGGCUCGCGCUCAUCGCUACCUGUCAAUCUAAAAUCACUGUCCACCCUUCACUGAUCGCAUCAAGGGGUCUCCACAUAUUUCAGAGCAUUGUCGAAAUCAAGCCGCCAAAUUCACAGCAGAGAGAAGAAAUCCUACAAGCCAUCCUGACGGCCAAAACAGCACUUGACUUGAAAUCUUGGGAAACGGUGGAGCUCAAAGCUCUAGCCUCGCAGACAGACGGUUUUGUGGCUAGAGAUUUAGAAUCAGUCGUUGACAGAGCAAUACACACGGUGGCUUCACAGGAGGCAAAACUUGGACACAAGAACGAAGAAUUCAGCAUCACAACGCAAGACUUUAAGGCAGCUCUAGAAGGAUUUGUCCCUUCUUCCCUACAUGGGGUUUCCCUCCAUAAAGCGGAAGACUUGAGCUGGUCGGAUGUUGGGGGGCUAGACGACAUCAAACACACACUGAUGGAGACGUUACAGUGGCCAACAAAGUACCCAGGUCUGUUUUCUAGCUGCCCGUUAAGACCGAGGUCAGGCGUUCUAUUGUACGGAGCACCGGGAACAGGAAAGACACUCCUCGCAGGGGUCGUGGCCAAGGAGUGCGGAAUGAACUUCAUUAGCAUCAAAGGUCCGGAACUGCUCAGUAAAUACAUCGGAGCCAGCGAGCAGGCCGUGAGGGAUUUGUUUGUACGUACCCAGGCAGCCAAGCCGUGCGUGCUGUUCUUUGAUGAGUUUGACUCUAUUGCUCCCAGGAGGGGCCAUGAUAACACCGGUGUGACAGACCGUGUGGUGAACCAGUUCCUGACCCAGCUGGAUGGAGUAGAGGGGUUACAGGGUGUGUACGUCCUCUCUGCCACCAGCCGGCCUGACCUGAUCGACCCUGCCCUGCUACGGCCAGGCAGACUGGACAAGUGUCUCCACUGUCCACUACCUAACAAGGAAGACAGAGUGAAAAUCCUUAAGGCGCUGUCCAAAGACCUGACCCUGUCGGAAGAUGUAGACCUGGACAGUCUGGCGGAGAUGUGCCAACACUUCACCGGGGCAGACUUCAAGGCACUGUUCUAUAACGCACAGCUGGAGGUCAUCCAUUCCAACAUGGGGGUGUCCAGCCUGUAUGGCAGGGGAGCAGGGAUGGAUGAUUCCACUGGGGUGCAGGGGGUGCAAGAAGAGGAUGAUGAACAAGGUAAGGAUAAGACAACAUCUGUCUCAGAGAUGGAGGCCAAAGUCAUGCUGAUGCCAUCACUCCAGGAGGGCAAGGUCCAGGUACAACAAGACAGGCAUGAAAAGCUUCUAGAGAAGCCUGCUGGCUGCUGCCAUAUCAACUAUGAUUAUAUUUUCUUCUGGACACAGGUUGCCAUCAUAUGCAGAAACUGGGAUGGAAAUAAUGAGGAUUCUGCAGACAACACAUCAUCUGAGGAGUCAUCCAAGGCCCCCAUGAUCCACCAGGAACACCUGAUGAUGGCAGCCUCCACAAUGAGGCCAUCUGUGUCUGAGACGGAAAGGAUUAAGUACCGGAUGAUAUAUGAAAACUUCAUGGAGAGCAGAGGAGGAAAUUUCCAAAAUAUGCAGUCAACGUCCUUGAAGAAGACAACACUGGCUUGAUCAUUUGUUACUACUUUUUGUGGAAGACCUUGAAAUGGAAUCAUAAUAAUUAUUAUCUUCUCAGUGCCCAGUACUAAGGCAGGCCAAAAAAUAUCCAAAAGCUGUUUUUUUACUACAGUAUUCUGGUCUUAUCAGUGAUAAUUAUGUCCAAACAAAAUUUAUACCAUUGCAAAAGGAACACAUUGUUUUUGCUCUGUUUCUUCUUCUUCCCUUCCAAACACACAAGGUCAAUGACCUAGACCAGACGUCUGUCACCAUGGUAACUGGUGCUGUAGCAGACACCCUGUGGUGUUGGGUUACAUUGUGUUGCAAGUGGCUAGACAGAGUUGGAUUGUGUGGAAAUAUAUAGUGUCACUAUAUAUAUGAAAAAUGUGUUUGAGUAAGGAUAAACAGAGCAGUAGUUUGUUAGGCUAGACCACAAAGGAUAACAUUUUAUGCAUUUGCUUUGCAACUGUAAGCUUCUAGUUUCACUUCUAAAUUUGGAAGAAAAAUGUCUUGUAUGAGAGAAAGAGCUUUUGAUGCCAAAUCCCAGGGGAGAAAAUUGCAUUCUGUUUAUAGAAAACAACAGAUACAGUAGAUGCUGUGCAACGUAUUGUCAUGUCACUGAAUUCAUUGCAAUGUGCAAUUGAACUCAUUCUUCGCUUUAAAUGAGUGAUGACAAGGCUUUAUAGGUGGUCUUGUGGUUAGGGUUGUUGACUCAGAAUCCGAUUCAAGAUUUGAAGAUUAACUGUGAAUGCAAUGAACGUGAAGACUUCUUGCAUUACACCUUUCAGAAAUACAUGUAAGGCCAUGUUGAUUUGAUUAUAUGGAUGACAUCCGCGCGCGCAUGAAUU